AUGAAUGACAAUUUUUUAGGGAUUGUCUCAUAUUUCUUGGGUCCACAAGGAACUCUUUUAAUUUUUCUUCCUGCGUUUAAUUUCCAGCACUAUGCAUCACGCUUUUGCUCUUCGUACCAUUGCCAUCAAUAUUCCCCUUUCUCUUUGCGCUACCAUCCUUCUGCUAGUUUUUUUUUUUCUCCUCUUACUGCUACCAUAUUUCUCUUCUUUUUUUUUUUACCUCCCACUGAUCUCUUCCUCCAACCACGUCUUAAACGUCUGUUCUUCGAGUACCGAUACAAUUGGCUUCAUUUUCUUUCACUCUGUGAAAGCCUAAUUAUUUCUCUUUCUGUCUUCUCCCUUUUCCUCGAUGUCUCCUCAAAGUCUACCACCGUUUCGAGGUGCUUGAAUUUUUAUCGAAAUAGGGCCGCAUUAAUUUUUUUUUUUUUUUUUUACAUAUCUACUCCUUUUUUGUCCAACAACAAUCUAGGAUACAAAGCUCUUAAGACACUGAACUACUGUCCAAUAGGUUUUACAGUACAGUUCGUGUUGUUAUUACAGUUAAGAUAA
Acanthosepion pharaonis is the source of this 549-nucleotide messenger RNA. Lineage: Eukaryota; Metazoa; Mollusca; Cephalopoda; Sepiida; Sepiidae. The record is from the annotation of a GenBank genome assembly.